AUGGAGGGGUUUAGUGAUACGUCCAAGCAAAUCAGCCAUGACCAUGAAAUCUGCAUCGCUGCCGAUCCAGAUAGUCCGGCCUAUCAGUCGGGGCUCAUUGGUGGAAGGUAUCUCGGCAUGGACAUGAAAGCCCCGGAAUACAUUUCUGCAAUUGGCAAAUGGGUCCAGGGCUGCAUCUCCUCUCAUGAACGAUGCUGCAAAGCUAUCUCGGACGAUUCUACAUUCAACCCUUACCUGGUGGAACUCCCUACCCGUUGCAUCGAAGUCACAUUUACCGGCGCCUACCUGCGACACACCCUGGGGACCACUGGAAGCUAUAUCACCCUGAGCCAUCGUUGGACUGGAGAGACUGAAACCGUCAAGACCACAUCGUCCAAUUACCAGGAACGCAUCUCCGGGGCAGAUUUGGGGCCUCUUUCAAAGAACUUUGAUGAUGCCAUCGCCAUCGCUCGGAGACUGGGAGUCAGGUACAUCUGGAUCGGCUCUAUCUGCAUUAUCCAGGAAAGCGAGGAUUGGGACCAGGAGAAGUGGAAGAUGGGCCAGUACUAUGAACAUGCUCUGUUUACCAUUUCGGCUGUUGGUACCGGACACGAACAGAAGGAAGGCAGCAGCUUUCUCGACCCAUCCCAAGCCCGUACACCCAAUUCCCUUGUGCGUCUUCCGUUCCGACAAGAUGGUGUCCGAAAGGGGUCAGUCUAUCUCUACAGGCGUGACCUAAACGCCUACCUCUUGUUUCAUAAUGACGUCGACAAGAGCGAGCUUCAUUCACGCGGUUGGGUAUUCCAGGAGCGACUCCUCAGCAAACGGAUCAUCUACUUUACCCACCGAGAGAGCUUCCUAGAGUGCUCCUCACAGGUGCCUCAGAGCUUCUGUAACGACGUGGUGAAACCACCACUGCCAAAGUUGGAGCAGGCCAUCCAGCUAGGAACGUUCAGGGAUAUUCCAAUGGUUCCCAGGCAUGGCUUCAAGGUCAACUUUACUUUGGAGCACGAUUCACCCCUCGAUAUUUGGUACACUAUUGCAACAUCAUUCUCAGCAACCAGUCUUACAAACCAGCAUGACCAUUUAGCGGCGAUUUCCGGCGCAGCUUUUGAAUACGGACAAGCAAUCGAGAACCAACUUGGAAAUAGGAAAGGCAAUAAGAAGGGAAAGGAGACUCGGACUACCCCAAAUUACUUGUCCGGUCUUUGGCUACGAGAUAUUCAUCAUGGCCUGAUGUGGCUCAGGGAGGGUGCCCCAAACCUGGCGUGUCUAUGCGGUGCCCCCUCAUGGUCGUGGCUCUCGUACUAG
Messenger RNA from Fusarium keratoplasticum, 1290 nucleotides. Its product is annotated as HET domain-containing protein. NCBI's taxonomy places the organism in Eukaryota, Fungi, Ascomycota, Sordariomycetes, Hypocreales, Nectriaceae. The record is from RefSeq and is a predicted model, not a curated record. The coding region runs from base 1 to 1290 and encodes 429 amino acids. The transcript is spliced from 2 exons.